Catharus ustulatus (Swainson's thrush) is the source of this 1187-nucleotide messenger RNA. RefSeq names its product DNA damage regulated autophagy modulator 2 (gene DRAM2). The transcript has 9 exons. NCBI's taxonomy places the organism in Eukaryota, Metazoa, Chordata, Aves, Passeriformes, Turdidae. The coding region runs from base 170 to 970 and encodes 266 amino acids. The record is from RefSeq and is a predicted model, not a curated record. Gene Ontology annotation, cellular component: lysosome. Gene Ontology annotation, biological process: regulation of autophagy; photoreceptor cell maintenance.
GCGGGGCCGGGGCCGGGGCGGUGCGAGGACGGCGCAGGAGCGGCUGAGAGAGUCAGAAAAAUGAAGCAAAUGUGGAGCUUCAGCAGAAAAAUUACCUUGGAUUCCCCUUAAGUGACAUGUCCUCUGAUGCCCUUUUUCUCAGUGUCUGGGGGUAGAAGUCAGCCCUGAAAUGUGGUGGUUCCAGCAAGGCCUCUCGUUCCUGCCCGUGGCACUGGUUGUGUGGUCAGCAGCAUCAUUUGUGUUUUCGUACAUUACUGCAAUUGUCCUACACCACGUUGACCCUUUGGUGCCCUACAUCAGUGAUACAGGGACAAUACCACCUGAAAGAUGCUUAUUUGGGAUCAUGUUAAAUGUUUCAACCUUCUUGGGGAUGGCCACCAUGUACGUGCGAUACAAGCAGGUGUCUGCCCUGAGCCCAGAGAAACCCAAGAUCCUCAGGCUGAAUAAGCUGGGCCUCAGGCUGGGAUGGAUGAGCUGCUUUGGACUCUGCAUUAUUGCCAAUUUCCAGAAAUGCAUCCUGUACUACAUCCAUGUGCUGGGAGCCUGCCUGACCUUCGGGGUGGGGUCCAUUUACAUGCUGGUUCAGACCAUCCUGUCCUAUCUGAUGCAGCCAGAACUUCAUAGCAAAGACAUCUUCUGGGCCCGCCUGGCCGUGUUCCUGUGGAGCUGUUCCAGCAUCCUGAGCAUGUUUGUGUCCUCGGUUGUGUUGUACAGUGGCCUGUAUGGACAGAACCUGGUGCAGAAGCUGCACUGGGACCCCCAGGAAAGAGGCUAUACCCCCCACAUGAUCAGCACCGUCUCCGAGUGGUCGCUGGCAUUUUCCUUCCUCAGCUUCUUCCUCACCUACAUCCGUGACUUCCAGAAAAUCUCCCUGCAAGCUGCGGUCACCCUGCAAGGCCAGACCCUGCACAAGAGCCCAGGGAGCUUCAGGGCAGAGGAGCAGGCAUUGCUCAUAGCAGGGAGCAUCUGAUGGAUGGAGAGAACUCAGGAAUUGAAUAGCAAUAACAGCUGUUAUUUCUAAACAUUGAUUUUAUAUUAAAAAAUUUAUGAAGUGAUUGUCUUGUAUUUGACAUCAAGGGCUUUGCUAUUAACCCACAGCAAUGCAAAUGUUAAUAGUACUGUAAAUGAGUCUGUGACAUUUCUACAUUUUCCAAUGUCAUGAAGGAUUAAAUGAAGGUUAUUCAUGU